Acyrthosiphon pisum (pea aphid) is the source of this 1554-nucleotide messenger RNA. RefSeq lists its product as uncharacterized. The record is from RefSeq and is a predicted model, not a curated record. Lineage: Eukaryota; Metazoa; Arthropoda; Insecta; Hemiptera; Aphididae. Bases 201 to 1154 code for a protein of 317 amino acids. The transcript is spliced from 23 exons.
AUAAAACAACAAUAAGUCAAUAUUCGGAUUCCAUAUUAGUGUUUGAGUGUACUCAGUUGGUUACUGGCAAGAACAUCGAUGUACCUACGUAAUUAAUUAUAAUAUAUUUUAGAUAUAUGCACUCAAAGGCAGUGAACAAUAUAUAAUUUUCAUUUGAACACUGAAAGACUAUUGUCGCAGUAUUGUGUUUUUCAUUUAAAAUGACUCCAUAUAUUUCUCACAAAAGUACAUUCAUCAUUUUUAUAAUAUGUAUCAAUAUUGUAUCCGUGUGUUUAUUAUACCAACCAAUCAAGGAAGAUCCUAUUACUAUAAAUCAACAAAAAUUUAUGUAUUUAAAUUAUUUAAAAGCACUUAAUGAAUUAACCGACCACCCAAAUCUGGAAAAACUCGAUGUAGAUCAAUAUUACAACUCUUAUUAUAAUGAGAAAUAUUGGACUAUGCCUGAAGUAAAAAAUGAAAAUAAUUAUGAUUAUUGGAAAGAAAGACAAAUCAAUUAUUGUAACGAGGAGUAUGUAAGGCAGUCACAUUUUGAAACAACUUAUUAUGUCGGAGAGUUUGGAACAUUUAUGAAUAAUUUAAGAGAAUGUCUAAAAGAUUCUUAUGUUUUUAAAAUAUUAAAAUAUUGCUGCCAUCCAAAUCGUAUAACUACAGAAAAACCUGUCGAAUGCUUAGGAGUAUUAGAAGAAGGUGGUAGAAACGAGGUGACUAAGUGUUUUGAACCAUUUAAAAAUGAAGUUUCAAAACUGUUUGGAAAAAAACCAGAGAAUUUAAAAUAUACAUAUAAUUUAGAAUUUACAAAAACGAAUCUCGGAAAAAGAGCUGAAAUUGCAUUUGGUAUUGUUACUGAUCAAGAAGAACCGAAUGAAUUAUGUGAUGAGGAUUUUGAAGACUUGUCAGACAAUUAUAAAAAAUUCACAGGUGAUACUACAUAUUAUGAUACAGAUACAUCUCAAAGCAAAUGCUUAGAGAAUUUCGAAAAAUAUAAUCAUAAAAAGUUCGAUGAAUGGCGUUCAAAAUACAAUGUUCUCAAAGGAUUCAAUAACUUCAAAGAAUUUUCGAGACAAAUAAAAAUAUCACUAAAAUAUCUAGAAGGCUUAGGGUUGAAUUUAAAUCGCCUUUCCAAGGAAAAAAAACGUCGCAGAGCAGCAGGGUAAGAAUUGCCUAUUUCUUUUAUUUCGGUUUUAAAUGGUAAUUUUACAAUAAAUUUACCAUCCAAGCCUUGGCGAACUGUUUGAUCAAAAUACGAUUGACAAGCUUUUUCUUCCAAUGUAUAAUUAUUUUUUUCCUUUGAUACCGUUUCUAAACGCCAAAAUUUCGAGAUUUGAUCCUCUAGAUUAUUUAUUACGAUUUCGCUUAAUAACGUAAUAUUUUCCCGAUGAGUAUUUUUAUUGUAUUUUGGUAUAGGGCCCGCAACUAUCCAUCCUAACCUCGUCUCUUGUAUAAUCGGCCCGUUAUUAGUAGAUUUAAUUUGCCCAGGACGCAUUAAGUCAAAAAAUAAUUCAUUACCUAAUAACAUAUCAUUUUUUUGCGGUUUAUUAUAUGCGUUGUCCGCUA